AAGAAAAGAGUUAGCAGGGGAGAGAACUGAGACAAGAUAAAGUAAUAGAUAUGCUGCAGGUGGAUAAGUUAAUUAAGUAAUAUCCACAUAAACGACAUGAAAUAAGGAGAGUGGUUUUGGCAGCAUCACAUUUCCUAUUCGUGCAAGGCCUCUGAUCCCCAUGAGUUUGGGCUAAACAUGAUGGAAGAAAUCAUCUCAAGGGAUCUGCUGUCGGCAGAUCUGAAAUGCAGCCUAUUCGUUGCAGCACUAAAGAGCUAUAAGCGAGACUCUGUCUUGAGGCCGUUCCCUGCUUUGUAUACAAGUGACCAAUAUAAGGACUUUGAGGCUUUGAUUGCAGAUUCGAGUGCCUUGCCCGGCCUGCAUGAAAUCAUUCAGGAUAAAAACAACAGAGACCAAAAAUUACUGAACCUCCUGAGCUGGAUUUUAUCAGAAAAGCUGUUUACUAUUAGAAGCGUGCAAAAGGAUAAGUAUGAGGAAAUCCAAGCCCUGCCAGGCUCUCCCAGUCAUGCCUUGCCCACUCCUGACUUCCUGUUUGAAAUAGAAUACUGCGAGAAGCUGAGUGCCAAGUUCAAGGAGACUCGCGGCAACAGGGACCUGAUCUAUGCAUUCCAUGGCAGCCGACUAGAAAACUUUCAUUCUAUACUGCAUAACGGCUUGCACUGCCACCUCAAUAAGACCUCCUUCUUUGGUGAAGGCACAUACCUGACUAGUGACCUGGGCCUUGCACUUCUUUAUAGUCCCCAUGGGCAGGGAUGGACUAGAAGUAUUUUGGGCCCAGUGCUGAGCUGUGUGGCCAUGUGUGAAAUGAUUGACCAUCCUGAUGUGAAGUGCCAAGCUAAGAAGAAAGAUUCUUCUGAAAUUGAUCGUAAGCGUGCACGGGCGCAGAACAGCGAAGGGGGAGAUGUGCCACAGAAAUACUUUGUGGUGACAAAUAACCAGCUGUUACGUGUAAAAUACUUGAUGGUGUACUCUCAAGAGCAACCUCGAAGAAGAUCCAGACAGCCAACAUGGUUCUCCAAACACCGCUUUGCUAUUAUGAUGACACUCUACCUGUUUAUACUGAUUCUAAUUGGGCUAAGCAGCUCUAAAGGCUUCAUCUAUCAUUGGAACAGACUUUUAGGCUGGAGACCAUGAAUUUUCCAAACGUACAGACCACGCCGCAUGCCUUAACAAUGCAUCUGCUAUCCAGCAAUGCAUUCACUGUCCCUUUCCCUACUCUGCACUUUGACUGGUCUACUUGUAAACCAUUCCAAGACAUGGGAGACCCUACCUUCUGUUGGGUUGCUCAGUACACUGGGGGCUGUACUCAUCCUAGUGAGAAGAACCAUUAAAUUUAAUUCAAGAUUAUAACACUUAAAAGACAAACAUGAGUAUUAAAAGAUACAUAAGCAAUACAAACACAAGCAGGUAUGAACUGACUGACAAAAGAAGUGUGCUGCUUGCUACCUCAUUUUGUAGCAAAGGUGGGUGUAAAAUACAUUUCUAUCAGAAACAAAGUGUUAUGCCUCCAGCCUGUAUCGGGGGGGGAAAGGCUGCCUCGGUGUACUCAUACAGUGGCGGAGCUUUUGUGAAUAUGUCUAUAUGUGCUAACGGCCUGUGUGUAUGCGAUGGAAGAAAGUUUAAUUUUGGUUUGGACAAACCACCUCUUACACCCAAGUCCAGAUCUAUUUUUUUCCUAGGCUGUUCUUUCUUCAGUAAGCCAGCUAUAAAGAAUAAAGGCUUAGCUAGUGCCCUCUUUCAAGCCAAGUGAAUUAAUCACGUGUUAUGUCUUUCUGUUCUUGGAGUUAGAAAGGAGUAAGUUUUAUGACGCUAUUGGAAGAGCAAUCAUUGGUGCUAUAGUACAAGAGCAAUUUAUAUAAGGGGUCACAUAUUGGUUUAUUUUAAGAAAAGCAUUCUUAGUCUUAAUUUUUUAUACUCUUAUUUAUCUUUAAUUGUUUUAUGGGACUAAAUCCAAAAUAUAACCAACUAGUCAAAGUAAUAAAGACAUUUGAAUCUGUUCAUUCCAAAAA
Molecule: messenger RNA, 2009 nt
Organism: Xenopus tropicalis (tropical clawed frog)
Lineage: Eukaryota; Metazoa; Chordata; Amphibia; Anura; Pipidae
Gene: parp16
Product: poly(ADP-ribose) polymerase family member 16
Exons: 7
Coding region: 178-1134 (318 amino acids)
Cellular component (GO): endoplasmic reticulum membrane
Molecular function (GO): transferase activity; glycosyltransferase activity; NAD+ poly-ADP-ribosyltransferase activity
Source: RefSeq, a predicted model, not a curated record